Molecule: messenger RNA, 429 nt
Organism: Malania oleifera
Lineage: Eukaryota; Viridiplantae; Streptophyta; Magnoliopsida; Santalales; Ximeniaceae
Exons: 1
Coding region: 1-429 (142 amino acids)
Source: RefSeq, a predicted model, not a curated record
AUGUUGGCAGUGCUUCCAUGCAUAGAUGAACAAAAGGUAUUAUUUGCGACAUUCAAAUUGACUGGAGAGGCAAAGCCCUGGUGGAGAUCAGCGAGGUUGAUUGAAGAGCAGAGACCAGACCCUGUACCGGUGACGUGGAGCCAUUUUAGGAAUUUAUUUUUUGAGCGGUAUUUCCCUGCUACCGUUCAAAGAGAGAAGGCAAUAGAGUUCUUGCACCUUACUCAGGGGCAGAUGACAGUAUCGCAGUACGCAGCCCUGUUUAUUAAGUUGUCCCGGUUUGCCCCACAUCUGACAAUGGAUAAGGAGAAAAAGGUGAGGAAAUUUAAGGAAGGCUUGAGGCAGAAUCUGUUUGAGCAAGUUAUUGGUUUCCAGGCUCAGACAUUUGUGGAGGUUGUUGACAGAGCUACAGUGAUCGAGAGUGGCAUGUAG